Plasmodium vivax (malaria parasite P. vivax) is the source of this 1620-nucleotide messenger RNA. RefSeq names its product DEAD/DEAH box helicase, putative. Bases 1 to 1620 code for a protein of 539 amino acids. Gene Ontology annotation, molecular function: RNA helicase activity; nucleic acid binding; ATP binding. The transcript has a single exon. The record is from RefSeq and is a predicted model, not a curated record. NCBI's taxonomy places the organism in Eukaryota, Apicomplexa, Aconoidasida, Haemosporida, Plasmodiidae.
AUGAAGCUUCACAAAGGCUGCAGCACGAGCGACGUGCUGGAUAACUUCGACAAAAAGCUGAACAAAAAUUACAAAAUUUUUGAGGAGGGGGCCAUACAGAAGAUGCAUAGCGAGUACGAGCACCGGGUGAAGGAGAAGGCCAAGGGGGAGGUGAAGGGGAAGCUGAAAGGGAAGGGCGCGCGGGGGAAGAAGAGGCCGCGCGAUGGGUCAAGCGGGGAGGGCGAACCGUGGGAGGAAGAACUGAACGGAGAAAAUUCCGACCGAGGUGAGGAAGCGGAGGAAGCGGGCGAAACAGACUCCGCGAACGAACAAGACGCCGCUACCGCCGCCAACCCCGCCAACACCGCCAACACCGCCAACACCGCCAACCCCGCCAACACCGCUAACGAGGGGGCCUCCUUCCGCGAGCUGAACAUCUGCGAGGAAAUCCUGCAGAGCAUAGAGGAGCUGGGCUGGAAGAAGCCGACCGCCAUCCAGCGCAAGAUGCUGCCCUUUGCCUUCCAGAAGAGAGACAUCAUCGGCCUGAGCGAAACGGGCAGCGGGAAAACGGCCUGCUUCAUAAUACCCAUCCUGCAGGAGCUCCGAGAGAAGAGGCAAAGCUUCUUCGCCCUGGUCAUCUCCCCCACCAGGGAACUCUGCAUACAAAUAGCCCAGCACUUUCAAGCCUUAGGAUCAAACCUACUUAUCAACAUAUGCACCAUAUUUGGAGGCGUCGACAUAGUGACUCAGUCUUUAAACUUGGCGAAAAAACCGAACAUCAUUGUGAGCACCCCAGGGAGGAUCCUAGAUCACCUGAACAACACCAAAGGGUUUAACCUAAAAAAUUUAAAGUACCUCGUGUUUGAUGAAGCGGACAAGUUAUUAUCCCUCGACUUUGAGGCCUCCAUCAAUAAGCUGCUACUGAUCCUCCCGGAGAAAAGAAUCACCUUUUUGUUUUCCGCCACCAUGACGAAGAGUGUAGCCAAAUUGAAGAAGGCGUCUCUGAAGAACCCCAUCACAGUAGAGGUGUCCAGCAAAUACAGCACCGCCAGUACCCUCAUCGAAAAUUACAUAUUCAUUCCGCUUAAAUAUAAAUACACCUACCUGUGUAGCUUGUGCUUUCACUUCUCCUCGAGGAGCAUCAUCAUCUUUGCGAACACCUGUGCGACGGCUCAGAAGAUCAAUUUUUUUUGCAGAAAUUUAGGGCUGAAAUCUAUAUGCCUGCAUGGGAAGUUAACACAAAACCAGAGACUGAGCAGUUUAAAUUCUUUCAAAAGCAAACGUUAUAACAUUUUAAUUUCGACGCAAGUAGGGGCUAGAGGACUCGACUUGAAAGAUAUUAGAAUUGUUAUAAACUUCGAUUUGUGCUCUUGUAAAGAGUACAUCCACAGGGUGGGGAGGACUGCUCGAGCGGGUCGCACCGGCAAGUCCAUCACCUUCGUCACGCAGUAUGAUGUGGAGAGCUUCCUCGCCAUCGAAAAGAUGCUCAAUAAAAAAAUCGACAAGUUCAGCGAGCUGGACGAGAACGACGCGCUGCUCUACCACGAGCAAACCGUCGAGGCGCUGCGCCUGGCCGACACGGAGAUGAAGGAGAACCAGGACCUCUACCGCAGGGGCAAGUUUAAGAAGGCUCGCCGGUGA